Molecule: messenger RNA, 1239 nt
Organism: Megalopta genalis
Lineage: Eukaryota; Metazoa; Arthropoda; Insecta; Hymenoptera; Halictidae
Source: RefSeq, a predicted model, not a curated record
AUCUGUUCGAUGUCAGUUAAUCGAAGCCAAUUGUCAAGCGUUGUUGAGAUACAAGAAACCAGAAACUGAUAACAUGAAGUUUUUACUAUUGCUCGCAUUCGUCGCCGUCGCUGCUGCGAUGAGAACGUGCGAGUCAGAAGAAGCCGAGAAGAAAUUUAUAGCAUCACACUUUCAAAGAUUUUUCAAUAUCAGCACGGAAAAGGCUCAAGAGUGCAUUGUUAUAUCGGGAGUUACGUUAGCGAAUCUGCGCUAUUGGGAGGACAAGUUGGACUCAGAGGAAAAUGAGAUCACCGAUAGAGAGAGCAUGAAAAAAGCAUGUUGCGCGUUGGUUUGUUGCGCCCAAAAACGGGGAUUGAUGAUAGGAACAAAAAUACAAAUGCAAGAAGUUUUCGAAUCAAUAGCAAUUUUUCCAGUAGAAGUAAACAACAUUCUACGUGAUGUCACAGUUGUUUGCGAAGAACAAGUGCGAGAGCAAAAAGACGAGUGUCUCGUUGGCUGCAAUUUCUUUAAGUGCGUGAUGGACAGGAGUCAUCCUUUAUUGCAACAGUUAUAAAUCAUCGAGAAUGCCGCACCGUGCAUUUACGAUUCGAACGAUGAAAUUUAGAAAUUGAUCCGCAGUUACGACGAUUUGUUGCGCGUCGAAUACGAACAGCAUCGUGCACGUUCGAACAGAAGUUAUCGCGAACUGCAACAAAAAUUCUUCGAUAUGAGCCUGAACGUCGCGCGCGAACAAAAUCGCGUCUGCAAUUUGUGAACAAUUGCGCGAGCAUCGAUUAUCUACAUACUAUCUGCAACGAAGAAACCAAACUAUGUGGCAGUUCGAAUUUGUUGUAAAACAUGCUUUCGGUAAUAAACUUUGCGAAUGUUUAGAGAUAUUUCGGUCAGAGUUGUUCCAAUUAACCUUUUAUUCUUCGUUGUCUGAGAUUUAAGGCAUUCGGUGUUGACUAAAAUGAGAAAGUAUAACAGAAGAAAUACUUUUUACGAUUUUAUAUUAUUUCUACGAUUUUAUAUAAUUUCUGUGACUCUAUGUUAUUUCUGCGAUGUUGUACUAUUUUUAAGAGUUUAUAUCAUUUCUUUGAUUUUAUAUUAUGUUCGCGUUAUACGAAUGGCGUCCAGAUCGUAUUAUUUGUGCUUGCAUCGUAUUCGUGACAUAAAUCGUACAGAGAUCAUGGCUUUGUAAACUUUUGUAAAGAUACCUCAAAUUAAAGAAUCUGAAUAAAAAACAUUGGAAAAACUAUA